Molecule: messenger RNA, 694 nt
Organism: Ostrea edulis (European flat oyster)
Lineage: Eukaryota; Metazoa; Mollusca; Bivalvia; Ostreida; Ostreidae
Exons: 6
Coding region: 234-644 (136 amino acids)
Molecular function (GO): calcium ion binding
Source: RefSeq, a predicted model, not a curated record
UCUCGCCUCGGGAUGUGAUGGGUGAUAGGAGAGGCGGACCACCUUGGCAUUGGUUGCCAAUGUGAAUUUCUCGUAUUUUCAUUUGAUUGGUAGGGUUAAUGCUUUUCAGAUGACCGGUCAGGUUAACUUGUGACUUGUUUAUCAUCACUGACAGGCGGAUGGACAAAUGCGAGAUUCAAAGUACAGGCGCCUUUUUGUAAAUCAAAGACGAGGCUGUCGAAAGACUUUCAACAAUGAUUGCGGUUUUUGCACUGAUUUCAGUUGUUGGUGCUGCCAGCAUCAAUCAGCACGGACAGCCAGUUCCUAUGGAAUUAGUUACCAAAAUCGGCCAAAUCUUUCACGACAUGGACGUUAAUGGAGACUUCUUCAUCUCCAAAGAUGAAAUCUCCCUCUUCUUCACUGGCUAUGACCAAGAUAUGAAUGGCAUUGAUCUCAGCGAAUUCAAGCAGUCGUGGGACUACAAGGACACCGAUUCACAAAAGGAGCACAAUUUCAAUCAGAUGGAUAAAAACGCUGACGGUGUCCUGACUGAUUAUGACCUUGCGUUAAUCUUUUUAACUGCCGAUACAAACCAAGACGGAGUCAUUGAUUUUAACGAAUUCGACAUAUUCAUGAGAGCAUCCGUCUACAACAACAUUUCUUAGAGAACACCACACCAAACACAAAGAAACAAUAAAAAAGUCAUUACCUAGAA